This is a messenger RNA of Cylicostephanus goldi, 461 nucleotides long. NCBI's taxonomy places the organism in Eukaryota, Metazoa, Nematoda, Chromadorea, Rhabditida, Strongylidae. The record is from the annotation of a GenBank genome assembly.
AUGGAGGCGACAAGAAGCGAGACGAAGCCGGUUUGGGUUUAUGUCAUAUUUCGGAAGAAUCACUGCUCAGGUCACGAAAAAAUGACUGUCAAUAUCAGCUUUGAUGGACCUAUUUUCUGGAAUCGUCAAGUAGCCUAUAUCUACUGCUGUUCUUGCCAUUUUGAUGAACAUGAGGUGAGAUUUCGCACAUUUUUAAGUAAUCCCCAAUGCAUACAAGAUGACUCGUAUAGUCCACAAAGCUUCUUUUUUUCUCCUAAUAUCCAUGUUUUGGCCUUCACAUUCGGACCAUUGAUGGCGAUUUUGAGCAAAUUCGAGCAAAGAGUCGAGCGUAUGUGCCUUGUAGAUCGCCCUGUGGACUACCCGUUCUUGCCAGAUUCUAUCUUUUCUUAUAUGGCUAAAUGCAUGCCAAAAUUGCAGGUAAGUCAGUCAUCCAUCUGGAAAAUUUUCCGAGUAAUAUAAAU